UUCAGUGUACAGAGUCAGGCGGCUUCAGCGGAGACGCGUCGGGAAGUGAAGAAGCGAGCGGCUAGGGCGCACAGGGACACCUGGUCAUGUCAGAUAACGGGAGCACGGAGGCGCCGACCGCUCCGAGUCUCGGCAACAGAGUGACCGUUGUGCUGGGAGCUCAGUGGGGCGACGAAGGCAAGGGCAAAGUGGUGGACCUGCUGGCCCAGGACGCCGACAUGGUCUGCAGAUGUCAGGGAGGGAACAAUGCAGGACACACUGUUGUGGUGGACUCUGUGGAGUAUGACUUUCACCUUUUACCUAGUGGCAUUAUCAACCCUAAUGUCACAGCGUUUAUUGGUAAUGGCGUAGUCAUUCACCUUCCUGGGCUCUUUGAGGAAGCUGAGAAAAAUGCACGCAAGGGUAAAGGUCUGGAGGGUUGGGAGAAGCGGCUCAUAAUUUCCGACCGCGCCCAUAUCGUGUUUGAUUUCCAUCAAGCUGUGGAUGGAGUUCAAGAACAGGAGAGGCAGCAGCAAGCUGGCAAAAACUUAGGAACGACAAAGAAGGGAAUCGGCCCUGUGUACUCGGCGAAGGCUGCCAGGAGUGGCCUCAGAAUAUGUGACCUUUUGUCUGACUUCGAGCAAUUCUCAGAGAAGUAUAAAAACUUGGCCUCACAGUACAAGUCCAUGUACCCAUCAUUGGAAAUAGAUAUUGAUGGUGAGCUGGAAAAACUCAAGGCAUAUGUGGAACGAAUAAAACCCAUGGUAAGAGACGGAGUGUUCUUCAUGUACGAGGCUCUGCACGGUGCACCUAAAAAGAUACUGGUGGAAGGUGCCAACGCUGCUUUACUGGACAUUGACUUCGGAACAUACCCUUUUGUAACCUCAUCCAACUGUACUGUGGGUGGGGUGUGUACGGGUCUGGGCAUGCCACCUCAGAAUGUAGGGGAGGUCUAUGGCGUUGUCAAGGCCUACACGACCCGAGUGGGAAUCGGUGCCUUCCCAUCCGAACAGAAUAAUGAAAUCGGGGAGCUGCUUCAGACAAGAGGGAAGGAGGUGGGCGUGACCACAGGCCGUAAGAGGAGAUGCGGUUGGUUAGAUCUAGUGCUUAUCAAAUAUGCCCACAUGAUAAAUGGCUUCACUGCCUUGGCUCUAACCAAAUUAGAUAUCUUGGACGUCUUUCCCGAAAUCAAAGUUAGUGUGGGUUAUACGGUGGACAACGAAGUCAUACCAUAUUUCCCAGCAAAUCAGGAGGUGUUACAUAAGGUUGAGGUACAGUAUGAGACUUUGCCUGGUUGGAACAGCAACACCUCUGGUGCUAGGACCUUUGAGGAGCUUCCUGAAAAUGCGCAGAAAUACGUUCGCUUCAUUGAGGAGUACCUUAAGGUGCCUGUGAAAUGGAUCGGUGUCGGCAAGUCAAGAGAGUCAAUGAUCCAGCUUUUUUAAGGUACAGUUUGGCUGUGUGCUGCUAUCCAAGCCCGCUGACUCAGCAAAGUGCUCUGGGCCUGUCAGUGGACUUGGGGUGUCAGUGAAAGCACCCAGCCUCUCACCUCUCUAUUCACUGCAGUUUCUCAAAAACAAAUAACAACAUGGAAUCAAGAACCUUCAUCAUUUUCAUACGUUUCUUUGGAGGUCACUGUAGGACACCACAGUGAAAAGUCUUUCGGGCUUUAGGGAACAAACUCUCUAAUCUCUCUCAUUUUCAAGUAGGAUUUCUGAAAUGAACCUUUAUCUGUCCUUCUGGGUCCCCCUCUGUCUUUUGUUCAUGUUUAGUUAGCUUUUAAUGAACAUUCACAUUUUUCGAACGAGCCUAUAUGCAGUGUUUGUGAUUAAUAGAGAUAAUAUAGAUUCAGAUGCUAACUGUAGGCCCUGAUUUAUACUAGCAUACUUAAUUUAUUUCUGGAUUAAAUGUCUCAAAGAGACUAACUUUGAUUGUUUUUAACAGAGAUUUGAACAUUUUCUCAAUCAAAUGCUGAGUAAUUUAAAAAUCAUUCUAUUGUGCCACUGGACAGUUAGCAGCAUUUCAGUCUGGCCUCACUUUUAAAUCCCUGUUGGCGGCUUGUCUUUGCCUAUUUUCAUGAUUCCCAUUCAAACUGCAGUGUAAAUGACACAUUUUCUUGGUGAAACAAAUUUGUCAUUAUUCACAUAUGGUUGACGGAGUGUAUGUCCUAAUUGUCUUUGCACUGAUGUGUACUUACUGCUCAUGUAUUUAAUUUGAAGCUACUCACUCCAUCUGUAUCUAUCUAUCUAUCUAUCUAUCUAUCUAUCUAUCUAUCUAUCUAUCUAUCUAUCUAUCUAUCUAUCUAUCUUUCUAUGGUGUUAUGCCAACAUAAACCCGUUUGUGCAGAGUGUAAGCAUGGAAACGUAAAACCUACUUACUCAUUUCUAACUUUAAACUUGUAGUGUUGCACAUUUUUACCACAGCAGACAGGUUUGUCAGUUUGUUGGCACUUGUCAGGCCGACUUCACUCAUGACUUGAAUGUAUUUUUAAUACUGAGACACACUUAGUUCAACUCUCAGGAUUUUAUGGUGGUCAUAACUGUAUAUUUUAAUUCUGAUCUGUCGUUUGUUGAAUGGUUUGUCUCUUGUCUCUUUUUUGGGUGUGUAAGUAAAUAUUUAACAAAUUGU
Messenger RNA from Clarias gariepinus (North African catfish), 2607 nucleotides. RefSeq names its product adenylosuccinate synthase 2 (gene adss2). Gene Ontology annotation, molecular function: GTP binding; adenylosuccinate synthase activity. Gene Ontology annotation, cellular component: cytoplasm. The transcript is spliced from 13 exons. Gene Ontology annotation, biological process: 'de novo' AMP biosynthetic process; IMP metabolic process. The record is from RefSeq and is a predicted model, not a curated record. The coding region runs from base 87 to 1424 and encodes 445 amino acids. Lineage: Eukaryota; Metazoa; Chordata; Actinopteri; Siluriformes; Clariidae.